CGCCUCCUCCUCUCAUCCCACCAAUCCUUCCCUGCUCCGCCAGCGUCCCUAGUUGCUGACGCAGGCCGUCAACACUUCCCUCGCCCGCCCCUUUCCGACGCCGUCAGUCUGGCAGGACAGCGGGGCUGCUGGCGGUUUGCGCUUGCGCGGUUCCGCCGGUUUCCCCUCUUCUGCGUGCUGCCGGGCUUGGCGUUGAGGGGGCGGCCGGGGAGUACGUACGCACGCCCUCCCGUGCUUGCGGCAGCUCGCCCCCAGACGCGUGUUCCGCCGGCCCGAAGAGAUGUUGCGGGUUUAUCAGCUAACUGGCGUGAGCGCCGCCACCCAGAAUUGCCUCUGUGGAAAAUUUGUACUCCGUCCCUUGAGACCAUGCCGUAGAUACUCUGCAACAAGAAAUUCUGGGCUUUCUGCAGGCAAAAUUGCUGGAGCAGGCCUCUUGUUUAUUGGUGGUGGUGUUGGUGGAACCAUUCUGUAUGCUAAGUGGGACCAGCGUUUCCGAGACAGUGUAGAAAAGACCAUCCCUUUUUCUGACAAGGUCUUUGAGAUGGUCCUUGGUUCUUCCCAGGCAGUGCCAUUGCCAAAGCAGCCGCCUGGUCCACUAAAAAUUUCUAGUAUGUCAGAAGUAAUGAAAGACUCUAAACUCCAGAAACAUAAAGGAGACACGCCAAGUUCUGCAACUAAAGAAGGUGAUGCUCCGUCCAUUCCGUCUCCUGCUGAGCAGCGUGAAAAUUUUGACCAAGUACCUCCGCUUGAACUACUCGAAGGAAAACAAAAGCCUUAUAUUUCAGAGGAGAGACAUGUGCAUGAAGCUUCACCUUCUAGAGCAAAGCGAGUCUCAGAAGAGGUUGCAGCUCAGCGGGUCCAGCAGGAAGCAGAGGAGCAGGACAGAGCAAUCCAGUCUCUGGCCAAAAGCUUAGAAGAUUCUUUAAGCCACACAGCUCAGAUCACUCUGCAGGCAAUAGCUGCCCAGAACGCUGCCGUCAAGGCCAUUGACACUCACUCAAGCAGGUUGAAGAAAGCAAUGGACAGUCCAGAGGUUGCAAAUGGGAAAUCGAUGCAGUGGCGGUCAGUGGAGGAUGCCUUGAAGGAUCGCAGAAAGGCUGUUGAUGAAGCUGCUGAUGCCCUUCUGAAAGCCAAAGAAGAGUUAGAGAAAACGAGGAGCAUCAUUGAGAAUUCUAAGAAAAGGCCCAAGCUUGCGGGGGCCCAGACCCACAUCUCUGCUGCAGAAGAGAAUCUUCAGAACAUGAUCGUAGAUCUGGACAAUGUGGUCAAAAAGGUCCAGGCAGCUCAGUCUGAAGCCAAAGUCGUCGCUCAGUACCAUGAGCUGGUGGCCCAAGCCCGGGAUGAGUUUCAAAGGGAAUUGAACAGCAUCACCCCAGAGGUACUUCCUGGUUGGAAGGGGCUCAAGAUCUCAGAUUUAGCUGAGCAGCUGUCCACCGACGAUCUCAACUCCCUCAUCGCGCACGCCCAUCGCCGUAUUGACCAGCUAAACAGAGAGCUGGCGGAGCAGAAGGUCCGGGAAGAACAGCACAUCGAGGCUGCCCUGGAAAAGCGGAAGCUGGAGGAUGAGAAGACGUUCGAGUUGGCUGUGGCCAAAGCGUUGGAGCAUCACAGGAGUGAGAUACAGCUGGAGCAGGACAGAAGGGUUGAAGAAGUCCGAGAUAUGAUGGAAACGGAAAUGAGAACCCAGCUCCGGCGACAGGCCGCUGCCCACACCGACCACCUGAGAGAUGUCCUUCGGAUCCAGGAGCAAGAGCUCAAAUAUGAAUACGAGCAGGGCAUGUCUGAGAAGCUCGCAGAGCAGGAGUUGCAGUUCAAACGCCUCAGUCAGGAGCAAGUAGACAACUUCACCCUGGACAUAAACACGGCUUACGCCCGGCUCCGAGGGAUCGAGCAGGCCGUCCAGAGUCACGUGUUGGCCGAGGAGGAGGCCCGCAAGGCCCACCAGCUCUGGCUUUCGGUUGAGGCCUUGAAGUACAGCCUGAAGACGGCCUCGGCGGACAGCCCCACGAUCCCGCUGGGCACGGCAGUGGAGGCCAUCCGCGUGCACUGCCCGGACGAGUUUGCCCAAGCCCUGACCGCGGCCAUCCCUGCUGAGUCCCUGACCCGCGGCAUCUACAGCGAGGAUGCCCUGCGAGCCCGCUUCCAGCACGUCCAGAAGCUGGCGCGGAGGGUGGCCAUGAUCGACGAGACCCGGAACAGCUUGUACCAGUACUUCCUCUCCUACGUGCAGUCCCUUCUCAUCUUCCAGCCUCAGCAGCUCAAGCCCCCGGCCAAGCUCGUCCCAGAAGACCUGAACACAUUCACGCUGCUGUCUUACGCCUCAUACAGCAUCGAGCACGGCGACCUCGAGCUGGCCGCCAAGUUUGUCAACCAGCUGAAAGGGGAGUCGCGCCGGGUGGCGCAGGACUGGCUGAACGAAGCUCGUGUGACCCUGGAGACGAAGCAGGUCGUGGACAUCUUGACCGCGUAUGCCAGUGCCGUUGGCAUCGGGACCACCCAGGUGCAGCAGUGAGGGCGCGAGGUCCGGGCGCCGUUUGUCCCGCUCUCUGUACGUACACUGUUGUCUCUUUUGGAAGGUUUGCAGCAAGGCUCCUGGGGGUGGGGCUAAGGGCGGCCACCUGUCCCCGUCACCUGCCACCUGCUGCAAGCUCCCUGUUUCCAAUUACUAUCAUGUCAGCCAACUCCAGGCACUUUUCACACCUUGUGUAGCAUUGGAUGUUUUCAGGUUUUACUGAUGGGGCUUUCGAUCCAAUCAAGGUAAUGUUUGUGAUCCCCAACCACUAUUGAUUUGGCCACUGAAUAAAACACAAUGAAAACGUC
Molecule: messenger RNA, 2820 nt
Organism: Phascolarctos cinereus (koala)
Lineage: Eukaryota; Metazoa; Chordata; Mammalia; Diprotodontia; Phascolarctidae
Source: RefSeq, a predicted model, not a curated record